AUGAAGGUAUUGUUUCUCGUUGGGGUGUUACCCGGUCUCCCCCGUAAGACUCACAUGGGUUUGAGGAAGGUUGCUCGUAUUGGUGCAUGGCAUCCUGCCAGAGUGACAGAAGGUACGGGUCAUGAAGGUGUGGUUUCUCGUUGGGGUGUUACUCGUCUCCCUUGUAAGACUCACAUGGGUUUGAGGAAGGUUGCUUGUAUUGGUGCAUGGCAUCCUGCCAGAGUGACAGAAGGUAAGGGUCAUGAAGGUGUUGUUUCUCCUUGGGGUGUUACUCGGCUCCCCCGGAAGACUCACAUGGGUUUGAGGAAGGUUGCUUGUAUUGGGGCAUGGCAUCCUGCCAGAGUUACAGAAGGUAAGGGUUAUGAAGGUGUCGUUACUCGUUGGGGUGUUACCCGUCUCCCCCGUAAGACUCACACGGGUUUGAGGAAGGUUGCUUGUAUUGAUGCAUGGCAUCCUGCCAGAGUUUCCUCCUCCACUGUUGCAAGGGCUGGUCAGAACCGUUACCACCACCGUACUGAGCUGAACAGGAAGAUUUACAAGCUCGGCAAAUCUGGAGAGGAGACCUACGAUGCCCGGCCCAAGUUUGAUAGGACUGAGAAAAGACAUCACCCCCAUGGGUGGUUUUCCUCGCACCAAUUUCUUUGA
Vicia faba (fava bean) is the source of this 645-nucleotide messenger RNA. Lineage: Eukaryota; Viridiplantae; Streptophyta; Magnoliopsida; Fabales; Fabaceae. The record is from the annotation of a GenBank genome assembly.